Parascedosporium putredinis is the source of this 1542-nucleotide messenger RNA. The record is from the annotation of a GenBank genome assembly. NCBI's taxonomy places the organism in Eukaryota, Fungi, Ascomycota, Sordariomycetes, Microascales, Microascaceae.
AUGGUACACCGAUUCCAUCACUAUCAGCUUCGAUUAAGUCUUCGCGGCCGUGAGCUCACCGGUCAGGGCCGGAAUCGUCCCGAUCCCCACCACCCCCUUACCGCUAGGAAGCCCGUCAGCCGAGACAUCACCAUUGCUGCAUCUGACGACGACGAUGAGAGUGACGCCUCGUUCGAGGCCCUAGAGGAUCUCUUGGCCAGACCGGGAGACUCGCUGCGUCGGACCCUCGAGGCCACUGUAGGUGAUGAACACGAUUAUCGACUCGACAAGGUAGUCAGAGCCGUCGAGCGUACCGAGUCCGUUUCGACACGAAAUGGCUGGUUCUUCUUCAACAAGACCGCUAGUACCCGCCUCACGAAUCGUGAGCCGUUCCCCUCGAGGACCGUCAGUACUCUUCUCGGGAAAAGAUCGAUCUGCAAAAAUGCUAAAGAUCUAGACCUAACCAAACUAAACAAGGCCCUGCACAUCUCCAGGUCUGCCCUCCCAGACGAUCUCUUCCUCUGGCUUUUGGACGAGCUCUGCACCGAGAAAUCCGGGAUCCGGAGAGACGAAAUGUGGGAGCUGAUGAGAUAUUUCAAGAGCGAUGCAAUCUCCCUCAGGUUGACCCCAAAGUAUCUCGAAGGCCUCUUCUUACGUCUCGGCGCCACUCAAAGCAUCAAGCUUCUAGAAGGCACGGAUCAGCUCCCGGCAGUGCCAGUUCCCGCAGAUGGUUUCUAUGAUAGAGACUGGAGUUGUCUAUGUUCGAUAUUGAACGUGAUCAUGGCCGUGUCCGAACAACUUUCGACCGAAUCGAUUAUCUACCUUGCAAAACUCCUCCUUGCUAUGGCGGUGGACUCUGAGCUCCUAAGCAGUCCCGAGGUGCUGGUGACGCAUCGGGAUGUUUUAUCCAAGCUCCUAUCUACCCUCGCCUCGGAGGAUACGGAUCGCGUCCUCAUUUCCACCAUGUAUCACUCCUUUACUUCGCCGUCUAUGCGUCUUAGGUCUCUCCAAUAUCUGCCCACCGCCACCAUGGUAAUGCAUGGUCUGAGGAGGCGAAUGGCUGCAGUAUACUUUUUCGACGAUGUGGCUCUUGCUAAGUGCUCAGCCCUGUCUCCCUUCACGCUGGCAGAGGUUCAAAAACGCUUGCAAAGUAGCCAAUUCAAGGUCCGGUCAAACACAGAUUAUGUAGAACUUAGAGCGCUUAUCUUGUUGCUCGAUAUGACGAUCGACUCCGGUUUCGAGUCGGACGUCUCUGACCCUUUACAGCAUGAUAUUACUAGGAACUCCUUUGACGUGGAAAUUGAUAAGAUAGUUGACUUGUUGAAAGAGCUGGCUAGGAGUAUCAAUGAUGCGGGAAUGAAGUCCAUUUUCCCCAUGGAAGCGAAGUUGGCCAUGGAAUGGGUCAGAGAACGGCUCACGUACACUGUCCGUUCCAAGCCGGUGCCAAAGAUCAGCAUCUACGACAUACCAGGCCAACCUAUGCCGGACCCUAGCCUUCCGAAACAGCAGAACUACAUGAAGCAUUUCCUCCAAGGCCGGUCUAUGGGGGCCAAGAACUCCUGA